GUCGUCCCGAGCGGUCGCCCCUGCGGAGAAGCUGAGUAGUAUAUACGGAGCUGGCUGUCCAUGUCUUUUGCCUGCCGCGUUUCCUGAAGCCAAAGAACUUCAUAAGACCGACAAUGCCGUUCGACACAGCGCUAGACAAGGCCUCCACGGACGGCUCCACGCAGUUCGGAUUUUGGCUCACGAUCCCGAGCGCGGCUCUCGCCAGAACGAUCUUGAGAUCUAACGCGAGUUCGUCCGCCAAGAGAUUCAGCUGGGUCCUUAUCGAUGCCGAGCACGGCUUCAUCACGGACCAGGAUUACUACGAGCUCAGCAGUGCCGUUGGGUCUGAAGGCGCCAGUCCUAUCAUUCGCGUUCCGUGGAACGAGGAAUGGAUGAUUAAACGAGCUCUGGAUGCUGGCGCCCACGGUAUUCUAACUCCUAUGUGCCACUCAGAGGCCGAUGCUGCGAAGAUAGUGCAAUACUGUAAAUAUCCGCCCUUGGGCUCCCGUGGAUAUGGACCUGCGUUUGCGCCGCACGCUUUCCCCGGUCUCAAGGUUGGUCCCACGUACGAGCAGGGCGCGAACGAAACCUUGAAAGUUAUGGUCCAGAUCGAAUCCAAAGCAGGCGUCGAGAAUGUGGAAAAGAUUGCGCAGGUCGAAGGCUUGGAUGUCCUUCUGAUAGGGCCUUUCGAUCUUUCGAAGCAGCUUCAGGUCCCACGUGGUGGUGAGGAACACGAGGCUGCCAUCAAGCGCAUUUUGAGCGCCGCACAUGCGGCUGGAAAGAAAGCAGCGAUAUAUUGUACAAAUGGCGAAGAUGCUCAGCGCCGCGCGCAGCAGGGCUUCGAUAUGGUUUCAAUCGCGUCGAUCGAGGGAGCACUAGCGGAAAAGAUGCAGGCGGAACUAGACGUAGCAACUGGUCAAACUGAGCAGACCAAGGUUGAGCGAAGCUACUAAAAACUACACUGUUGACGCAACCUGCCCUUGGUCCCGAAUCCCUAUCGCGCACCAGUUGACACGCAACUGUGUAGACUCUGUGCAUUACAGCACGACCUCCUCAUGGAGACAUGAAGGUUUGAGCUCUUCUUCUAGAAGCGCCUAGUGAAAGAAUGGCAUUUGUUCAAACUCGCGCCGAAGCCCAACUUGAGCCCACCGAAAGGCUCAACAAUCAGGUGCAAAUAUUUUGUGCCUCUUUUUACCCGAACGAAAACUUCCCCAAACCCCCCACCGAUAGUCCC
This is a messenger RNA of Verruconis gallopava, 1213 nucleotides long. RefSeq lists its product as uncharacterized. The transcript has 7 exons. Lineage: Eukaryota; Fungi; Ascomycota; Dothideomycetes; Venturiales; Sympoventuriaceae. The record is from RefSeq and is a predicted model, not a curated record. The coding region runs from base 114 to 932 and encodes 272 amino acids. Gene Ontology annotation, molecular function: aldehyde-lyase activity. Gene Ontology annotation, cellular component: cytoplasm.